AUCCAUAUGAGAUUCUUUUGUUUCUAGUAAUUAUAAAAUAUUUUCAUAAGAAAAGAUAUUAUAUUACUCUAUUUAAAGAUGGUAGCAGAGGAUAGAAGACCUAUACACCAAAACAAAGUAGACUAGAUACAGCAUCAUCAGUUCAUCAAACAAUGUCAAUGUCAAGAAUUGGUGAUUCCCAGAAGAGAGCAGUUGCACAUGUAGCUCUGUUUCCUAGUGCAGGAAUAGGCCAUUUGGUCCCAUUUCUGAGAUUGGCAGCCAUGCUUGCUUCUCCUAAUUGCCAAUGCAGAGUUACGUUGAUUGCUGUUCAGCCUCCAGUUUCUGCUGCAGAGUCCAACGAAUUGUCUACCUUCUUUGCUUCCCACCCUCAAAUCAAUCAGCUUGAUUUUCAUCUCCCAAUUCCCAGCAGUCCAUCCGAAUUUGCAGACGCUGAUAAACCUGAUCCUUUCUUUGCUCGAUUUCUAGCUAUUAGUAGCUCAGUUCAUCUCCUGCAUCCUCUCCUGGCUUCCUUAUCUACUCCGCCUCUAUCAGCCAUCUUCGCUGACUUUGCUGUUGCAGCCGAUAUCAAUCGUCUAGCUGAUGAAUUAUCUAUGCCCCUUUACAUUGUAUCCACCACUUCAGCUAGAUUUUUUUCACUUAUGGCUUGUCUUCCUGACUUGAUACUCGAAAGCAAAAGUUCGGAAGACUCUAGCAUUCAGCUUCCGGGUUUAGCUUCGGUGCCAAUUUCAAGCCUUCCUCCUCCCUUCUUUACUCCAGAUCAUAUUUUCACAGCCCACAUCCGUUUAAAUGCUCAAUUCCUCUCGAAAGCCAAGGGUAUUCUACUUAAUAGCUUUGAUUGGUUUGAGUCUGAAACAAUUGCUGCAGUAAAUACUGGCAAGGUGCUGGCUCAUUUACCUCCUUUUCUCCCCAUAGGACCAUACGAGCCUUGUAAGGCUGUCGUGAAAGCUGGCUCUUAUCUGCAGUGGCUAGAUGGCCAACCAAAUGAGUCUGUAGUCUAUGUUAGCUUUGGAAGCAGAACAGCAUUGUCAAAGGAACAAAUAAGAGAACUAGGAAAUGGACUGGAGAGAAGUGGAUGCAGAUUUCUUUGGGUAAUAAAGACUACCAAAGUUGACAAAGACGAGAGGGAAGAUCUGCAAGAUUUACUUGGCAGUUCAUUUCUUGAAAGAACAAAGAAGAAGGGGCUAGUUUGUAAAGCAUGGGUGGAGCAAGAGCAAGUUUUAGCGCAUCCAGCAAUCGGAGGAUUUGUAAGCCAUUGUGGGUGGAAUUCUGUAACUGAAGCAGCUCGUUAUGGGGUGCCUAUACUGGCUUGGCCUCUAAAUGGAGACCAAAAGUUGAACGCAGAAGUGACAGAGAAGGCAGGCCUUGGAGUAUGGAUGAGGCAUUGGGGUUGGCUGGGGGAGAACCUAGUGAAGGGAGAGGAGAUUGGGGAUCAAAUUGUCGAGUUGAUGCAGGAUAAAACAUUGAGGAUAAAGGCAAAGAAGGUGAAGGAAGAAGCUAGGAAGGCCUACGAAGUUGGUGGGAGUUCUAAGAAAGUGCUUCUGGAAAUCAUAGAAAAUCUUUGAGCUGAAGCCAGAAGAAUGAAACUUGAAAUGGGCAGAAUCCAGAUCACUGGUAGCAAAAUUUAGCUGAGAACUCCGAUAAAUUACUGUUAUCUACUGUCGUAGAAGCAAAAUUCCCACUUUUGUGCUAUUUUUUAUCCUUGAUUUGUUGUCAAUUACUCCAGAAGAUAUUUCUCUUC
This is a messenger RNA of Coffea eugenioides, 1738 nucleotides long. Its product is annotated as UDP-glycosyltransferase 13-like. The transcript has a single exon. Lineage: Eukaryota; Viridiplantae; Streptophyta; Magnoliopsida; Gentianales; Rubiaceae. Bases 153 to 1562 code for a protein of 469 amino acids. Gene Ontology annotation, molecular function: UDP-glycosyltransferase activity. The record is from RefSeq and is a predicted model, not a curated record.